AGCGCGGCUGGAAAAGGGGGAGUAAAAUAAAACUUAAAACAUUAUCCUAUUCCCCCCCCUCCCCCUACCCCCUCCACUCCACCGACAAGUGAUUUAUAACACGGUCCCGGCAUUAGAGACUGGUAGCCGAGCGUAGGUUGCGGAGACCGGAGCGGCCUUGCCUUGCCCUAGUUGCCGGGCUGAGGAAGGAAGGAAGGAAGGAAGAUGUCGGAGAACCAGGCGAACAACGCCAACAACCGGGCGCGGAACAACAACGUCAACCCCAACCCGCUCAUCAAUGUCCGCGACCGCCUCUUCCACGCUCUCUUCUUCAAGAUGGCCGUCACCUACGCCAGGGUCUUCCCCCCCUCGUUCCGCAGGAUGUUCGAGUUCUUCGUGCUGCUCAAGGCUCUCUUUGUACUUUUUAUUUUGGCUUAUAUUCACAUUGCCUUUUCGCGAUCUCCAAUCAACUGCUUGGAGCAUAUCCGUGAGAAAUGGCCGCGGGAUGGUAUUCUCCGUGUAGAAAUCCAACGGAAUUCCAGCCGUGCACCCAUUUUUCUUCAGUUCUACGAAUCGGAUAACUUUGCAGGAAUGGUGAAGGAGCCAACAGAAGAUGAAGAAGAGCUGAGCGUAGAAAUGUUUGACAACACUUCCAUACAGUUUGAACUAGACAUAGAGCCUAAAGUGUUCUUAAAGCCCUCACUUGGAAAUAAGCCUGACGUUGUAACACAGGUGGUGCAAAAUGACAGCCAGGGACUUUCAUUUACAGAGGCACCGACGAAAGGAAUGCAGCCUCUGCAGGAAACUGUCUCCGAGUUUGAGAUGCUGACAAGAGCAGUUUGGCCACAAGAGGAGUACAUUGUUGAAUACUCAUUGGAGUAUGGAUUCCUGCGUCUCUCUCAGAGCACCAGGCAGCGCCUCAACAUCCCAGUUAUGGUCGUUACGCUAGAUCCAACUAAAGAUCUCUGCUUUGGGGAUGGCUUUAGCCGGUUUCUUUUGGAUGAAUUCUUGGGGUAUGAUGAUAUACUGAUGUCCAGUGUGAAAGCAUUGGCGGAAAAUGAAGAAAACAAAGGGUUUUUGCGCAAUGUUGUAUCAGGAGAACACUACCGUUUUGUCAGCAUGUGGAUGGCCAGAACCUCCUACCUAGCAGCCUUCGUCAUCAUGGUCAUAUUUACAUUGUCAGUUUCUAUGCUGUUACGUUACUCUCAUCAUCAGAUCUUUGUCUUUAUUGUUGAUUUGUUGCAGAUGCUGGAGAUGAACAUGACCAUUGCAUUUCCUGCAGCUCCUUUACUUACAGUGAUACUAGCACUCGUUGGGAUGGAAGCCAUAAUGUCGGAAUUCUUCAAUGACACGACCACGGCCUUUUAUAUCAUUUUAAUUGUCUGGUUGGCAGACCAGUAUGACGCAAUUUGCUGUCACACUAACACCAGCAAACGCCAUUGGCUUCGAUUCUUUUACCUGUACCACUUUGCCUUUUAUGCCUAUCAUUAUCGCUUCAAUGGCCAGUACAGCAGUUUGGCUUUGGUAACAUCUUGGCUGUUCAUUCAGCACUCGAUGAUCUACUUCUUCCAUCACUAUGAACUGCCUGCUAUUCUUCAACAAAUUCGCAUUCAGGAGAUGUUGCUCCAGAACCAACAGGCUGGCCAAGCCAACCAGACAACACUUCAGGAUAACCUCAACAACAACACUGCCACAGAAAGUGUUCAACAAAACCCCACUGAUCCAGAAAAUCUUCUUGAACCUACUCCUGGUCCAGCCCAGUCGAAUGAUGCCCCCAGCCUAGCAGACAGCAUUCAACCUACUCGCGUGCAGAAUGCAAACCCUGAGGCGACCCCAUUAAGUGGUGAUCUGAAUUGGGUGGCAGAAACUGCAGCAAUCAUAUCAGAAGGCAUUGCAGCUCCAGAAAGGAAUACUUCUGCAGAGAGCUCCGGCAAUGUGAACGAGAUAUUAAGUAAUAGUGGUUCAAAUGUCCCGAAUGUUUUAAAUGAUUCUAGUCCCAUUGAACAUGUUCAACCAACUUCAAGUUCCGAAGCUAAUGAAGCCUUGUCUUCGCACAGUGGUGAUCUUCAAACAGUAAUGGACCUCAGCACAAGGAAUCAUUGUGCAACAGAGAACCAAGAGGGAGUUGUCACUAAAAGUGACCGCCAGGACUUGUGUCCCACACAAGACAAUGAAACCCAUGUGCAUUCAUCUCUACCUGAUAAUGAUGUUAGCUUUGACCAAUCAGAAAUGGACCGUGGCAGCCAAACUAAUGUUUCAAAGAGCACAAACACAGAGACAAGUGGGCACAGCGUUUCAUGAACCUUCCGGCAUGUUUGCUGUUCUAUCAGGCAGUUUGCUAAAAAGGCCCUUUUUUUAAAAAGUUCACAAAAUAUGUACCAAUUGGUAAGGGGGAUCCACUGUAACAUCGAGCGUUUUCAUUUGCAAAACCAAAAUGUCCCACUACUUUCAGCUGGUUUCCUAAAGUAAAUAGGAGGGAGUGGAGCAGCACCCUGUUCGGUGAACGUUAAUGGUCGGAGCUCAAUUGGAAUGAUAACCCCCUCCAUUCAAUCACCGUGUCCCUAACCGUCAGCACUGCUGUGUGCAUUACUGUUACACUAGUGCAAUGAUCGGUCUGCAGUGGCAGCGGAAGACCUCCUACAAAGAAUCAACGGAACUCGCAGCUGGGUACCCAAAAAAAGGCAAACGUGUGAAAGGCGGUAGAAGAUGCUUGUUCCUUUGAACUCACAGCAUACAUACAUGUAAGUUGAUUCCACAGUGCAAUAAUUUGACGUGUAUUGAUUCAAUUCUGCUAAUGUCUUAUUACCUGAAAGACUUUCAAGUCUUCUUUCUUGAACUGGUGCCUACAUACAGAAGAAAUUCAAAAGAAGGUAGUGUAGCAAUUCCAGUGGCUUCUAAUAAACUUUAAACCUAAACUAAUUUGGAACUGAUUCUGAUUGAUUUUUUUUUUUUUUGUUGACAAUAUUGUAUUUAAAUGUAAUGUAAGAGUUUCAGUCUUUGUACAUAUUAAAAUAAAUGAGA
This is a messenger RNA of Leucoraja erinaceus (little skate), 3000 nucleotides long. RefSeq names its product transmembrane protein 259 (gene tmem259). The transcript has 11 exons. The record is from RefSeq and is a predicted model, not a curated record. Gene Ontology annotation, cellular component: endoplasmic reticulum. Gene Ontology annotation, biological process: positive regulation of ERAD pathway; response to endoplasmic reticulum stress. Bases 205 to 2280 code for a protein of 691 amino acids. Lineage: Eukaryota; Metazoa; Chordata; Chondrichthyes; Rajiformes; Rajidae.